This is a messenger RNA of Lepisosteus oculatus (spotted gar), 4224 nucleotides long. NCBI's taxonomy places the organism in Eukaryota, Metazoa, Chordata, Actinopteri, Semionotiformes, Lepisosteidae. The record is from RefSeq and is a predicted model, not a curated record.
CCGCUCGCUCGCUGGCAGUGCCGGGAGCAGGCUGGCCGAGCGAGGCAGCGCCGUGCCCUCUGUCUGAACCGGCUCGGCUCGGCUCGGCUCGGGACCCCGGGAGGAGCCCGCAUCCGCGGAAAACAGCCGCCCGCGUCAGAGCUGGAGGAGGAGGAGGAGCCGAGAUUCGGCAGGAAGGAAGCGCGCACAGAAAAUAGGAAGGAGGCGCCUCGCGCGUUCAAAACAAGCAGACGGCGACUGGGGCUCCCUGCUCCGCCGGACAGACAGGAGAAACCGCCACCCCGCACGCCAUCACCCGCAGGGCAGCCGCUCCCCGGCCUCCUGCGCACACCCCGUCCCCGAGCAUGUCCGAGCGAGGAGGAGGAGGCGGCAGCGGCGGCGGAGGAGGAGGAGGAGGGCUCCCCCGGGCUGGCGGGGCUCCGUCCCCCCACCUCCAGCCCCCGAAGCCGGUGACCAUCGCCUCCGCCCGCCCGGUGCAGAUGAACCUGUACGCCACCUGGGAGGUGGACCGCUCGCUGCCCAGCUGCGUGCCCAGGCUCUUCAACCUGACCCUGAAGAAGCUGGUGAUGUUGAAGGAGCUGGACAAGGACCUGACCUCUGUGGUCAUCGCCGUCAAGCUGCAGGGUUCGAAGCGCAUCCUUCGCUCCAAUGAGAUCCUGCUGUCUGCGGCCGGGCUGACCGAGACAGACCUGCAGCUCUCCUUCUCCCUGCAGUACCCCCACUUCCUGAAGAGAGACGCCAACAAGCUGCAGAUCAUGCUGCAGCGCCGCAAGAGGUACAAGAACCGCACCAUCCUGGGCUACAAGACGCUGGCCCUGGGGCUCAUCAACAUGGCGGAGGUGAUGCAGCACCCCAGCGAGGGGGCGCAGGUGCUGGGUCUCCACAGCAACGUGAAGGACGCGGCCGUGCCGGUGGCCGAGAUCCGCAUCUACUCCCUGUCCAGCCAGCCCAUCGACCACGAGGGGCCCAAGGCCAAGCUGUCCGACCGCUCUCCGGACAUCGACAACUACUCGGAAGACGAAGAGGAGAGCUUCUCCUCCGAGCAGGAGGGCAGCGACGACCCCGCGCACGGCCAGUAUCUGUUUGACGAAGAUUACGAGGUGGGGAAGAUGAAGAAGUCUCGCCGCAAGCUGACCUCCACAGCGUCCAUCACGCGGGUCAACGUGAGUCUCGCCGCCUGGCACCGGGAGAGUGACCCCGUGGGGUUCGGCCUGGAGCACGUGUCCCGGGAGCAGAUCCAGGAGGUGGAGGAGGACCUGGACGAGCUGUACGACAGCCUCUACAACCCCAGCGACAGCGGGCCGGAGAUGGAGGAGACGGAGAGCAUCCUCAGCACCCCCAAGCCCAAACUCAGGUCAGCACAGCUGGUCCCCUGCCAGGGGGGAGUGGGGCUGGGGUCUGGGGAAGGAGCCUGGCCAGUACACAGACUGGGGAGGGGCUCUGGGGGAGGAACACAGAGCACGCCCUCUCCCAGGCUGGACGGCGGCCACACCCCUCGGCAGAGGAGGAGCACUCCGUUUAGAGACCGGCAGCAGUCGAAGCCGCUGAGCGAGAGAACCAACAGCUCAGACAGCGAGAGGUCGCCUGAGCUGAGCCACUCCACGCAGGUGCCCAGGAAGGUGGUGUACGAUCAGCUGAACCAGAUCCUGGUGUCGGACACCGCGCUGCCCGAGAACCUCAUCCUGGUCAACAUCACGGACUGGCAGGGCCAGUUCGUGGCGGACCUGCUCCACGCCCAGAAGCUGCCGGUGGUGUGCACGUGUUCUGGUGCCGAGAUCCAGGCCGUGCUGUCUGCAGUGCUGACCCGGAUACAGAAGUUCUGUAACUGUAACUCCUCCAUGCCACGCCCAGUCAAGGUGGCAGCAGUGGGUGGGCAGAGCUACCUGGGCUCCAUCCUGAGGUUCUUCGUCACCCAGCUGGCCAACAAGACGUCGGACUGGCUGAACCACAUGAGGUUCCUUGUGGUGCCCCUGGGUAAGGUGCCCGCCGGGAGGGGCAGGGCGGGGGGCGCGGGGGUGCCCGGCCGAAACCUCGGGGAGGUAACACGUCGUGUGCAGCCACGAGAUCUGAAAGGUGCGGUGAAACGGGUAGACGCGACCCCCCGGAUAUCGUGAAAGAGUGAGCUGCUGGACGUCGACUGUUCUAAUCCCCCCUCUCUCUCCAGGCACGAUGAAGACUCCUAUCAGAAGUUCAUCCCCUUCAUUGGGGUGGUGAAGGUGGGGUUGAUCGAGCCCAGUCCAGCGUCCGCAGGUGCGGAUGCAGACGAGGGCGGGGCCACGAGCUUGGCCGUCCCCUCCACGUCGCCGCCUUCCCACGGGUCCGGCGUCGGAUUGGUCAAGGAGGCCGCCGCGACCCCGCCCCCCUCGCCCUCCAUGAGCAGCGGAUUGGCCGUGCUGGGGAGUCCCAGCAUGCCCCACGGCGUGGACGCCAUCGGCCUGCAGGUGGACUACUGGGUGGCGCUGGGCGGGGAGAGGAAGAAGGAGGGCGAGCGCCGCGACACGGGUUCGAAGAACACCCUGAAGAGCACCUUCCGCUCCGUGCAGGUCAGCCGGCUGCCGGGGGCCGCCGGCGAGGGCCCGCCCGGCCUCAACACCAUGUCCAUGACCGUGGUCACCAAGGAGAAGAACAAGAAGGUGCCCACCAUCUUCCUGGGGAAGAAGCCGAAGGAGAAGGAGGUGGACUCCAAGAGCCAGGUGAUCGAGGGCAUCAGCCGGCUCAUCUGCUCCGCCAAGCAGCAGCAGACCAUCCUGCGAGUGUCCAUCGACGGGGUGGAGUGGAACGACGUCAAGUUUUUCCAGCUGGCGGCCCAGUGGCCCACCCACGUCAAGUAUUUCCCAGUCGGACUCUUCAGCUACAGCAAGCCAGCGUCCUAGGACCCGCCCCCCCCCAAGCCCACCCCUCCUGCGCAGCCAUUGGCCAGCUCCCGGAACAGGCCCUCUGCCACUCAGAGCUCCUGGAACCCUCCCUAGCCAAUCAGAGCCGGGGGGCGUGGGCUUCUCCUCCAAUCGCGUCCUUCGUAGACUUCUGCUCGGAUUUUCGUUCUUCUUUCGCUAUGGCAACGGCUGUGGAGCACAUGUGGAUUGGAUCGAUGACGUCGCUGUUCGCUCACGCCUGUCUCCAGGGCAACGCAGGGAGGUGCUGGAAGAGUGUACAGAGGAGGGAUGGGGUUACAGAUGGAGUACACACACACGCACAAAAAUGGACGCUUGCUGACCAUGUCCUGUACAGAAGUAACUUUGGGCAGAUGUGCUUUUAUGUGUGUCAUGUUAUGCACCAGUUUCCUUGUGGUGUGUUUUCAUUAGAGCAUUAAGCGUAUAAAAACCAGGCCAUGUCCUCUUCCUGACAGAGCGAUUGUGUCCGUACAAGAUGGGUGAUUGGUCAUUCCUGGCGCUGGAGGAGAUCGGAAUGGCUUUUGGGAAGAUGGGGGAUUCCAGAGGCAGGGAAUUGCUCUUUAAUCCAGGGGUGACCAGUACUAGUCCUGGAAGGGGUGCUGUCUGCAGCGGGGGUGUCCGGUCCUGGUCCUGGAGGGGUCAGUGUGUCUGCAGCGGGGGUGUCCAGUCCUGGGCCAGGAGGGGUCAGUGUGUCUGCAGCGGGGGUGUCCACUCCUGGGCCAGGAGGGGUCAGUGUGGCUGGUGGUCUCGUUAAAAGCAGCAGCACCUGUUCUAUGGGUCCAGUUCUGCCCAUGAGGCGAAGACAGAGCUUGUUAAGAGCCGGGCAGCAGGGGGAGCCCCCAGAGAUGCCCGCAAGCCCCUUGGGCACAGUAGGGGACCACUCUGGGCCUUGCCCAGGUGCGAGAGGCGUGCCGUGCGACGGGGCGCAGUUUCUGUCCUGGGGGCCCACACCGAACCUUGCUGACUCCAGCCUGGGGCCCCCCUGUUUCCCGGGAUCCCCCGCUCGGCUCCUCUCCUCGCAGGACUGGACUCCGGUAGGGGGGUGUGGGGGAGUCGGGGCGAGCCAGGAGCGAGUCCAGUUCAGUUCGCCCAAAGGAAAGGAACUCCGGUCUUAAACCCCCCCCCCCCCCAUCAGAGCGAGAUGGACUAGACCUUCCCAUCCGUGCUGAAGGGGAAAUGGACUGUUCCAUUCUUUUAUUUCUGGUGGUGGGGGGAGAGUGUGGCCUCACUGCCUUCAUGCCUCUAGGGCGCUCCUAGAAAACACAGCCAUCAGCCUCUUGUUGUUUUUAUACCAGAUGUGCACUUUACUAUUAAAACUCCUAUUUGGACGUGG